This is a messenger RNA of Trichomonas vaginalis G3, 576 nucleotides long. RefSeq names its product organellar and viral DNA polymerase type B. The record is from RefSeq and is a predicted model, not a curated record. Lineage: Eukaryota; Parabasalia; Trichomonadida; Trichomonadidae. The transcript has a single exon. The coding region runs from base 1 to 576 and encodes 191 amino acids.
AUGUCGAAGAGAAUAAUGUGUGAAGUAUUCUGUACUGCAGAAGAUAUGGGACUUCAAAUAUUUUACCAGGACUGUGAUAGCAUGCAUAUUUUCAAUGAAGACAUACCACUGUUAGCUCAGGAAUUUCAGAAGAGAUACGGUAGAGAACUUAUUGGUAAAACAUUAGGUCAGUUCCAUUCUGACUUCGCAGAAAUAACACCUGGAAAACAAAGUUUAGCAUACAAGUCAAUAUUUUGUGGAAAGAAGACUUACAUAGACUUACUCACGAAUGAUUUAAAUGAAGUUGCAUUCCAUGCACGUUGUAAAGGUGUAAAACAAGACGUUCUUGCUUUAACAGCUAAUGAAAUGUUUCCUGACUCUGUUCAGUGUUUCUAUGAUGAAGAUAAAGGUUUAAUGGUUCCGCAAGGAAAAUUUGACAAAGACUCUGAGUUCAGUGUUAUGAAGUUAUAUAAAGCACUUUAUGACGGUCAAGAGAUUGCAUUCGACUUAUGUAAGUCGUGUCAACCUUGCUUUGCUGAAAAGUUUAACUUUUCUAUUCAGACUAAGACUUCAUUCAUAAGAAAGCUUAAGUUCUGA